This is a messenger RNA of Sporothrix schenckii 1099-18, 1734 nucleotides long. Its product is annotated as periodic tryptophan protein 1. Gene Ontology annotation, cellular component: nucleus. The record is from RefSeq and is a predicted model, not a curated record. NCBI's taxonomy places the organism in Eukaryota, Fungi, Ascomycota, Sordariomycetes, Ophiostomatales, Ophiostomataceae. Gene Ontology annotation, molecular function: protein binding. Gene Ontology annotation, biological process: rRNA processing. The transcript has a single exon. The coding region runs from base 1 to 1734 and encodes 577 amino acids.
AUGUCUUCCAUGAUUACGACCACGGCAUGGGUGCCGCGCGGUUUCGCGGCCCCGUUCCCCCAAAAGUACGAGUUUAACGAGGACGAGUUUGAGCGCAUCGCCAAAUUAGCCAAGCUGCAGCUGGAGGAUGCGCAAGAGGACCUCGACGAGGCACGAGAGGAGGGUGAAGGCGAGGAUGAUGGCGAGGCCGAGGGUCAGACAGAGGAUCAGACCGAGGGUGCGGCGAAGAAUGGCAAGACGAGCAAAAAGCCAAAAGCCAACGUAGCCGCCGCCGCCGCCACAAUCGACAUUGACGACGACGACCUGAAGGAGUACAACCUCGACAACUACGACGACGAGGACGACGACGCCGCCGGCGGUGUCAGCGACGGGCAGCCCAUGUCCAUCUUCGGCAACAUCAAGUCGCUGGCUUACUACGAGUCCAAUAAAGACGACCCUUACAUUACGCUGCAGGACGCCAACGCCGAGGACGAGGAGGACGACCGCGAGGACCUGCAGGUGCUGGCAACGGACAACCUCGUGCUGGCUGCCAAGGUCGAGGACGAGCUGGCGCACCUCGAGGUCUACGUGUACGAGGACGAGGCCGACAACCUGUACGUCCACCACGACAUCAUGCUACCGGCCAUCCCGCUGUGCGUCGAGUGGCUCGACCUGCCCGUCGGCAAGCCCAGCGCGGCCGCGGGCGCCGUCGCCAACUUUGUUGCCGUCGGCACCAUGGACCCGGACAUUGAGAUCUGGGACCUGGACACGGUCGACUGCAUGUAUCCCAACGCCAUCCUGGGCCAGGGCGGCAAGGCCGGCGAGGCCUCUGCGGGCGCAGGCGACGAGAAGAAGAAGAAGAAGAAAAAGAAGAAGAGCAAGGCCAAGGCCAACGACCACUACCACGUCGACGCCGUGCUGUCGCUCGCCGCGAACCGCAAGCACCGCAACCUCCUGGCCUCGGCGUCGGCCGACACGACCGUCAAGCUCUGGGACCUCAACACGGCGACGUGCGCCAAGUCCUACACCUACCACACCGACAAGGUCUGCUCGCUGGCAUGGCACGCCGUCGAGUCGACGGUGCUGCUGAGCGGCAGCUACGACCGCACGAUUGUGGCCGCCGACAUGCGCGCGCCCGAGGCCACGCGGCCGCGCUGGGGCGUGGAGAGCGACGUCGAGAACGUCCGCUGGGACCCCCACCACCCCAACUUCUUCUUUGUGUCGACCGAGAACGGCAUCGUGCACUACCACGACGUGCGCAUGGCGCCAGCCGACCCGACGCAGACCAAGGCGGUCUGGACCCUGCAGGCACACGACGAGUCGGUGUCGUCGUUUGAUGUCAACCCGCACAUUCCCGGCUACAUGGCCACCGGCUCGGGCGACCGCACCGUCAAGCUGUGGAACAUCCAGGCGUCCGGUCCCAGCAUGGUCGUGUCGCGCACCCUCGACGUCGGCAAGGUCUUCUCCACGCAGUUUGCGCCUGAUCCGGAGGUGGCCUUCCGCCUGGCUGUGGCCGGCAGCAAGGGCAACCUGACGGUGUGGGACACGAGCACCAACGCCGCCGUGCGCCAGGCAUUUGCGUCCAAGUUGCCGAACGCGGCCGACGGCGACGUGGAGGAGCGCAUGAUUGGCGUCGAGGACGACGACAGCGAGGAAAGCUCCGAUGACGAGGAGGAGGGUGAGGAGGGCGAGGGCGGCGUGGCUGUUGGCAAGGGCAGCGAUGACGACGACGAUGAGUCGAUGGGUGAGGACUGA